Styela clava is the source of this 1961-nucleotide messenger RNA. Its product is annotated as vacuolar protein sorting-associated protein 33A-like. Lineage: Eukaryota; Metazoa; Chordata; Ascidiacea; Stolidobranchia; Styelidae. Gene Ontology annotation, biological process: vesicle-mediated transport. The record is from RefSeq and is a predicted model, not a curated record.
AAUAAUUCAUUAAAGAAAUAUGAAGCUUAUUGCUGUAUUGUAACUAGGUAUUUGAUUUGAAGCCAUUGUGAUUUUUCCUUGAAAAAGGCACAAGCAGUGCCAUGGCAUCUCAUCUCUCUACUGGUGUGGUAAACCUGGCAAUGGUCAGGGAAGAAGCAAGACGAGAAUUGUUACGUUUACUUGACAAGUGUGCUGGACCGAAGGCAUUGGUUUGGGACUAUGCUCUCACAGAUCGAUUUGGUCUCAUUGCUGAGUUUCCGCUGCUGAAAGAACAUGAGGUUGAGAGAAUGUUUCCACUUGCUGGAGGAAAACUUGCAAAAUCUACUGUACAGCAUAUUAUAUUUAUAACAAGGCCAAAAUUAGAUCAAAUGGACUUUAUUGCUCAGAAUAUACAGAGAGAGGAAGAUGGAACAGGCUUUGGAAAAGAGUUUCAUGUCUUCUUUGUACCAUGGAAAAGUUAUCUUUGCCUUCAAAAGCUGGAGGAACUUGGAGUUUCAAGCAUGCUGAAAAAUAUAGAAGAAUACAGACUUGAUCUUAUUCCUCUGGAGUAUGAUCUUCUGUCUAUGGAACAUUAUUCUUCAUUAUUUGACUGCACAAUCAAUGAAGAUUACUCGUCACUUUAUUUGGUUGCUAGAGCAUUGAACAGCUUACAGAAACAGUUUGGAAUUAUUCCAAAUAUUCAUUGCAAAGGCAGAUAUGCCCAGAUGGUUUGUGAAAUUAUGAAAAGAAUCCGACUUGAAUCAAAAAGUAGUGAAGAUGAAGGAGAAGUUCCUCCACAAAUUGAUAGAUUAUUGAUUCUAGAUCGUUCUGUUGAUUUAUUGUCGCCGCUCGUUACCCAACUGACAUACGAAGGAUUGAUAGAUGAAGUUUAUGAAAUUAAAAAUGCAACUGCAAAAUUUCCACCUGAAAAGUUUUCCAAAGAAGGUCAAAAUGAUGGAGGCACUACUGAACCGAAGAAGAUCAUACUCUCAUCCAAAGAUGAAUUAUUUGCAAUACUACGAGACAGAAACUUCAAUGCCGUGGGCCCCACACUGAAAGUGACAGCAAAGCAGAUUACUGAGCAGUUUGAGGAAAGGCACGCAGCAAAAACAGUCGGUGAAAUUAAGAAAUUCGUUUCCCAUUUGCCACAAAUGCAACAGGCAAAAGCAAAUUUAGCAAGCCACACAUCAAUAGCAGAAUUAAUCAAGGAACAUACUGAUACUGAGGGAUUUCUAGACACAAUAGCUGUUGAACAGGAGUUUUUAAAUGGAAUCGGAACAGACAAAGUGAAUCCUUAUAUAGAAGAUUGUCUAUUCAAGAAAAAACCGUUGCAUAAAGUACUGCGACUUAUAUGCCUUCAAAAUUUAACCAAUAAUGGUUUAAAGCCAAAGGUGCUCGAUUAUUACAAGCGAGAAAUACUACAUACCUAUGGUUUCGAGAAUGUCAUAACGUUGAGAAACCUUGAAAAAAGUGGUUUGAUGCAAUUGCCAUGCAAGUUAUGGAAUUACAACACCAUCCGUAAAUCCCUGCGUCUUGUAGUAGAAGACAUCAAUGAAAAGGAUCCUCGAGAUAUAGCUUAUGUUCACAGUGGAUAUGCUCCACUUAGUGCAAGAUUGACUCAAAUCCAUUCUCAUCCUGGUUGGCGGAGUAUUGAGGAAGUUCUACGCUUGCUGCCUGGUCCACCCGCUCAACCAAUAAAGCAGUCAGCCCCUCGUAGAAAACGAAUGGGAACCAACACUAGUAAUGGAUCGAUUGUCACUCUUGUGUUCUUUGUUGGCGGCGUUACUUAUGCAGAAAUAUCCGCUCUAAGAUUCCUUUCUUCAUUGGAAAGUGGUGGACCAAAAGAUGAAUAUAUUGUUGCUACAACUUCUAUUAUUAAUGGGAACUCCAUGAUCAAAGGCUUCUUAGAGACUUGUAAUGAUAAAUCAUAAAUCUAGCAUCUUCUACAUAUAUUAUUGUGCAAUAAUUAAUUUGAAAUUGAG